This is a messenger RNA of Gymnogyps californianus (California condor), 6942 nucleotides long. RefSeq names its product matrin 3 (gene MATR3). Gene Ontology annotation, cellular component: nucleus. Lineage: Eukaryota; Metazoa; Chordata; Aves; Accipitriformes; Cathartidae. The record is from RefSeq and is a predicted model, not a curated record. Gene Ontology annotation, molecular function: zinc ion binding; RNA binding. The transcript is spliced from 13 exons. The coding region runs from base 4210 to 5925 and encodes 571 amino acids.
GUCUUGAUUGCUGAUUUAUAUGUAGUUAAGAUGCAUUCUUGCACAGUUCUGCUUUUUCCCUGUCCAAAGGGAGAGAGUUAAUGUAGAGCCCUGGAACUUAUUUGCAAAAGUAAAAACCACGUUUUAGAUUAGCUCAUUCUUGCCUUUUUAAUUUCACUUUAACACUCUAUCUCAUACUAUGGCUGAAAUUUGUCGUCAUUUUUCUCCUUUUUCACAACUUUCUUAGACACUUCAGACUCACUUUUUAUUGUCACAUGUUGCAUCUAUCCCUGUAGACUCUCCGAGCAAUCAGUCUGCUGUUGCAGUAUCCUGCUCUGUGUUCCUAGUAGUGUUCUUUACUUGGCUCACAAGUAGAGUGGAUCUUCGGGUAUAUUCGGUUAUGCUGAGACUUCCCUCUUAGUUUAUUCAUGAGUAGUUCUACUCUCUGCAAAGGUAGCAGGUUACUCAAAAUGGCCUGUUUAUUCAGAUGUUAUUUUCAGAGCCUUCUCACUUCCAGCUUUUCCAAUUUUACUCAUCUUGCUGAUUUUCAGUAUACUAGGCAAUUUAAUUGGCUAAUUGGCUAAUACAGUGCCCUUCUUGUCACAAUUAGUGGCUAAUUAGCUUGAAGGCCUUCAAUUGAAAAUAUGAUACAUGCUGUUACUGUAAAAUUGAUACAAUGUGGAAUUGCUGUUACUAACCAUUUCUUUACAGUUACCUCUCAAAAAGUGCUGCUUCUGUACAUCUAAUCUUUUUGAAACACGAGAAUUGUUCUGUCCCUGCAAGGAAAUGAUCAAACCAGUUUUAGAGCACACACUGUAUGACUGGAGCUGAUCUGGCAGUUUAUGAACUUGUGUUGCUUUAAUUACUUUUUGUGUAAAAUAAUCACAGUAAUCCGGGUUUCUUGUCUCCUAUAUUUGACAUUUAUUUUCAUAAAAGGUUUUAAGUGUUAACAGUUUAGAUGCCAUGCUCAGUUCUGUAAAAGGACUUCAUUUGGUUAGAUUGAAAACAUAAACUUCUGAGGCCCUUGAAGAUGACAACCAGUAAUCCUGUAAGUAGGGUUCUUUUUAGCACUUUAUUUUAAAGCCUUGUGAUUCUUAGUUUGCUUUGGUAUGAAGAUCUAUUGAAAGGAUAUCCAACAUGAAAUAUCUUUCCAGGUAUGAGAAAUACCAAAUUCUUUUGACAGCAUAACUUAAGAGGCUGACUUCUUCUGUAAUAUGUAAACCCAUCUUUUUUUUUAGGAAUAUGCUUUGACUUAAACUGCUAGUACACCAUAAAAUAUUUGAGAUUGGAUCAUCUGUUUCUUAUGACCCAAGUUUGGGCUUUGUUUCUAAUUACAGAAAUCAUGUCACUGCAAGAAUUUUUCUCUUUCUCUCCUUUUUUCCUCUGCUUUGCAUACCUAACGGUUACAGAAUUUCUUAUUUUGUGUCUCCCACAAAAUUGAAUCAAGUAGAACUUAACUUUUAAAGUAAUCUGAUCUGAACCAAAAUUUAUGGAAAGCAGAAAGGGAAUGCUUUUCUUAGCUGGGACAAUGUAAACUUAUUACUGCAGUAUCAAAAUCUCAUUUUCCCCACCUCCAAAUAAAAAUAUCAUAAAAGAUUUUUUUUUAGAGCAUAUGAGAAAGCAAUGUGUAUUUUAAGCCUGAGCAAGGGGUUAAACACCCUUAGUGUAACUUAAGCUGGCAGACUAGCCCUCUGUUUUUUCUUUUUUAGUGAUGUUCUUAAUUGCUUCUUUAAUUUGAUGUGUAUAUAUUUUAAGACUCAGUUUGUUUUCUGUCUAAUUGUGAAGUAAAUUGUGCCCCAGUUUUUUUAGGCAUUUUGUCAAUCCCAAUCCCUUUAUCAAGGAAUGAAGUGUUAGAUGUGGAGGGAUUGUUUUCCCUGCCAAAGAAAAAGGCUGAUGCAACGUGAGCAGAUGAGUUUGGAGGUUAAACACUUGAAAUGGUGAUACAUCUCAAAGGAAAAACAUGGCCGUGUCCCUAAUAAGAGAGCUAUCUAAAAUUAGGUGCUUACGUUUGGCCUAAUUUUCUGAAGAACAGUGCGUCCUCUUGCUCGCAUCAAUUGAGGCAAAAGGUAAUCUGAGUUUUAAGAAACUCAGUUCAGGUUUUCUCUAGCUUAACUUUGGGCGUUCGUGUUAAUUAGCAUCUGUAAAUAUCUAGUGCCCUGCAACCUCAGGAGUGACGCUUCAGACUGGGUAGAGGCAGGGAGUAAAGGGAAGUCCAGAUUAAGAAUUGUAUUUAAUAAAAAGUUAAUAAUGUAGAUGAGCCAUUGUUGUUCUGAAAACUUUCCCUGGGGAAAAAAAAUCUUAAGUUAUAUGUCAGAUCUCCCUUUUUUGCCAGUUUAAAAGCAUUUGAAGUAUAAUCAGAAUUAGAUCUCCCAAACUUUGGCUCUGGUUUGCAGAUAACUUCUACUUCAGUUUAUAAUAGUUUUAAAUUACAUGUUAAGACAGCUUCAAAGCAUGUUAUAUCUAGCAGAAUCAGCCACUGAGGCUUUACAGCUUAUGCACCCAAAUUUAGAGGGUUUUUUACUGUUUAAAGAACUGUUUUCUGUAGUAUAGUCCUAAUACUUGUUAGCAAGUUUUAAACUGAAAAAACUUUGGUUUUAACUAUUGAAUGUUUCAUAGGUAGGUUUGCUUGGGGUUUUUGGUGGGUUUUUUCCAUCCUAAUUGCCAGUAUAUUUAUUAAUUUAUAGUUGCAGAGCCUACAUCUUGUGCAGUUAACAAAAAGUGGUGCUCUCAUUUUACAUCAUCUUGAUAAAAUGGAUGAAAGUUUCAUCUUGCUCCACAUCAUAUUCUGUGUAUCAUGGAGUAAUAUUGUAGCGUAGCUUAACGAUAGUACUUUAUGGGAGACUUUAAAUCCAGGUUUUUCUCCUUUGUGGAAAGUGCAAGGUGAGCAUUUAGCAUACAGAAGCUCGACAGUAAGCCUCAGGAGUGUCUCAUUGUAUCCAUAAGGAUGGAUAUAGUGUGGCGGAAACUAAAAAUCAGGAAAGAUGAGGGAUUAGGAAAAAAUCAUUUGUGGGUGCUGAGCAGAAAUAUACAUGUAAGAAGAGACAGAUGAAACAGUCGGCCAGUGCAGUAUACGUGUUCACAGUUGAAAAUGUAGGCAAUAAGAGAAAACCUUCUGUUGUUAAACUGCCCCCCAAAGAUCCAUAAUUACUCGCCCCUUCAUUUCUCUGUGAACCUAAAGCUGACUUGCCCCAUGUGUCUCUGCUGUUCCCUUUGCUUACUGAAGAGCAGCAGAGUGGAAAUUAGACCGUGGCUCACAGAUGUGCAGCAGGGAAACUUCACAAGUUCUGUCACUUUACAAAUGCGAAUAUAGCACAAACUAUAUAGCUGUUACUUGUAAGAAUGUAAGGAUAUGGAGAUCAGGCCUCUGUACUUUGAUAAAGGAGGAGUCCCCGUGCCUUCUCUCCUCUUGAAAUAAAUAACUCCGUAAUCAAAAUAGUCUGCAGAGAAAAAGCAGAAAGCCCUCAUUCCUUUCUAGUGCUAAAGCCAGAACCAGAAGGAGUUACCUGGCUGAUUUGGUUUAAUUCCAUUAUUCCUCCUUUAUACCAUCUUGAUUUAGAUCUCCUUUUUUUUCUUGAUUAUUCCCCUCAAAUGGUCAUAUAUUUUUAUAUUUCACCUGUAUACUUGUGGUUUGUCCUAGCUAUGCACUUUCAUUUCUUUUAGUCUUUCCUUUCUGAAUUCCUUGCAAUUUCUUGGCUUCUUUAUGGUUCUAAAAACUUGAAUGUUUAGUUGACAUUAAUUUUUAAAAGUCUGAGGAAUGAAGCAGAGAGAGUGGAGGAAAUUCUAAAAUUACUGAAGACAAAAAAAAUCUCAGCAUCCAGUUCUAAAAAUUGAAAUCACUAUGAUAUGCAUGUAUGCUGUAGCAGUUAUCCCCUGGUAAGCUUUGCACCUCUGAGGCAGGAUCGAGCCCAUAGAUUGCAAGACAUUUUUCAUCAGACACCUUUUCACCCAGGUUAGGAGUUAAGAGGUAGGUCCAAUUUCAGUGUCUCUUUAAAGCACUACAAAAAGAUUUUGUUAUCUAUGUCUCUUCGAUACUUCAGCUUAGAAGAGAAGGUACUGCGCUAUACAACAUUAUUUUGUUAAAAAUGGCUUGCCAUAUGUGGCUGUUAAUUUUUAUUUACUUUGCUGCAGGAGUGGAACCAUCAUAUCAAUGGAGCGACUCACAGCCGACGUUGUCAGCUGCUGCUUGAAAUAUAUCCAGAAUGGAAUCCUGACAGUGAUGCAGGACAUGGAAUGGGUGAUCCCUUUAUGUUGCAGCAAUCCACAAACCCUGCACCAGGAAUCCUGGGACCACCACCACCUCCAUUCCACCUUGGAGGACCUCCUGUUGGGCCAAGAGGAGCUGGGAAUGGAAAUAUGCAAGGACCGAGACACAUGCAAAAGGGCAGAGUGGAAACAAGCAGAGUUGUUCACAUCAUGGAUUUCCAGAGGGGCAAGAACUUGAGAUAUCAGCUGCUUCAGCUUGUUGAACCAUUUGGAAUAAUUACAAAUCACCUGAUUCUAAACAAAAUCAAUGAGGCAUUUAUCGAAAUGUCGACCACUGAAGAUGCCCAGGCUGCAGUAGAAUACUAUUCAACAACACCCGCACUGGUAUUUGGUAAACCAGUCAGAGUCCACUUGUCACAGAAAUACAAAAGAAUAAAGAAACCCGAAGGUAAACCUGACCAAAAAACUGAGCCACCAAAACCAGAACUUGGUCGUGUGAUUCACCUCAGCAAUUUGCCUCAUUCGGGAUACUCUGACAACGCAGUACUCAAACUGGCUGAACCGUAUGGAAAAAUUAAGAACUACAUACUCAUGAGAAUGAAAAGCCAGGCUUUCAUUGAGAUGGAGACCAGAGAAGAUGCUUUAGCUAUGGUUGAGCAUUGUGCCAACAAAGCGCUUUGGUUCCAAGGCAGAUGUGUGAAAGUGGAUUUAUCUGAAAAAUACAAGAAACUGGUGUUAAGGAUUCCAAACAAAGGAGUUGAACUGCUGAAAAAGGAUAAAACUAGAAAGAGGACAUAUUCUCCAGACAGCAAAGAUUCUCCAAGUGAUAAGAAGUCUAAAACAGAUGCUACUCAGAAACCUGAAAGUGGCAGUGUAGAAGAUAAAGUGAAAGAGGAGAAACAAGAUGAUGCUGCUGAGCCAUCGGGUACUAAAAGUAGUGAACAGGCAGACCAAGAUGAGCCUAGUUUACUCCUUGAAUCUGAAGAUGAGCUGCUAGUGGAUGAGGAGGAAGCAGCAGCACUGUUAGAAAGUGGCAGCUCAGCAGGAGAUGAUGCAGAUGUUGCCAAUUUAGCUGAUGUGACUACUGAAGAAAAAAAGGACACAGCUGAUGAUGUGACCGUAAAAACUGAGGGGAAUGUUGUGGCCAAUCCAGCAACAAAGAAAAAGCUUAAAAAGCGAUACGUGGGUGGCUUUCCGCGGAGCAUGGAAGGUUUUGUCACUCUAGAUGAGGUUGGUGAUGAAGAAGACUCAGAUCAUCAAAAACUCCGCAAGUCAGGUUUGGCAGUAAAAUCUGCUGGCAAAAACGAUGAUAGUUUGGCAGAAAUCAAGGUAGACAAGAUUGAGGAGCCAGAGCAGGAAAAUGAAACGUUAGAAAAUGGAACCAAAACCGAAGAUAAUUCGAAGGCUGAAACUGUUGAAGCUUCUGAUACGACAACAGCACAGGAUACUGAGAAAAACGCCCAGGAAAAUACAGACACCCAGGAUGAACAGGAAACAAAGAAUGUCCAAGAGAAAUCUCUUGUUCCAGAUGAAUUUAGGAUUGGGCCAUACCAGCCAAACAUUCCUGUUGGUGUGAAUUAUGUGGUACCCAAAACAGGGUUUUAUUGCAAAUUGUGUUCCCUGUUCUACACAAAUGAAGAUGUUGCAAAAAAGACCCAUUGCAGCAGCCUUCCUCAUUAUCAAAAGUUGAAGAAAAUUCUGGAUAAAAUGGCAGAAGACCACAGGCAAAAGAAAGAAGCUUAAAAGGAAGGAAAGAUGUAAGGAAAACAAUGGCUUUGUUUUUAAUGUUAAUCUUUUUUAAAAGCAGUACAAGUAGUAGAUGGAAAUACUGUAUUCUUUUUUGUUUUAGUGAAAUACAGUAGGCAUUAUAGGUCUGUUCAUGUGUUAAAUGUUGUAGCAAAAAGCAUAUGCAGUUAAGUUAAUGACAAAAAUUUGUUCUUAAUGUGAGAAUGGCAACAAGUUUUCAUUUUGACACUUCAAGCUAUUAAAGAAAAAAAAUCUUGCACCCUUGUGGAAAGCUCAUCUAUGGGAAGAAAACUUCAUUUAAGUGAAAUUUACUACUUUCAAGCUUCAGAAAUUGUCUUUCAAUUCCAUUCUCAAUAAACAGUAAAAAGUAACACUGUAUUUUUAUUUUAUCUAGAACAUUCCAUAUUUCAGUCUGAGCCUAGCAGAUAUUUAAUUUUGAGUGUAAGGCUGUCAUUGCAUUUCACUUUUGAGAAGUCUUUAAAUGUAAGUUGCAUUUUUAAAUGUUGAAUUGCAGUUUCUUUUAAUGUCAUUGCUGUUAUAUAGCAAAUAGGAAAAUUAGUGAUUAGUCAGCUUUACAACUUUGUGAUUUUUUUCUAAGCUCUUGAUAGACUCUCCUAUUCAGCUAUUCCGUGUAUUUUUAGUGAAAAGUAAAUGCCCAUUCUCCUCUGACCAGUAUUAUUUCCUUGAGCUCUUCCUGCUUUUACUUGAAUCCUGUAGCUGUCGUACAUCUCUAGUAUAUUCAAAAGCAGCAUUUGAGUCCUGAAAUGUAAAAAGGUAUCUUUAUAUUCUUCACAUGUAAUUUUUUCAUACCUGCAUUUUAAAACCGUUUUUGUUAAAAUCUGGUUUCGUCAAGGAUCUUUAGAACUGUGCUCUUAAUGUACCUGCACAUGUGAUAUGUGAACAGGAAUUUGCAUGUGUAACCUGUGUUUAUCUGUAGUUUUUGUUAUUUACUGCUUAUUUGUGAAUUCAGGUUACUAAAGUGAUUUACCAAUAAACAAAGCUAGGCAACAGUAA